AUGGGAGCAGAUAACCAUACUUUGGUGAGAGAAUUCAUUCUCCUUGGCCUGUCCAGUGACUGGGACACUCGGGUUGCUCUCUCUGCUCUCUCUGUCCUGUUCUUGGUUAUGUACCUGGUGACAGUGCUGGGGAGCUUCCUCAUUAUUCUUCUGAUCAGACUGGACAGCCGACUCCAGACUCCCAUGUAUUUCUUUCUCACCAACCUCUCCCUUGUUGAUGUCUCUUAUGCCACAAGCAUUGUCCCUCAGAUGCUGGUGCAUUUUCUUGCAGAACAUAAAGGAAUCCCAUAUGUGAGCUGUACAGCCCAGUUAUUUUCCUCCCUGGGCCUGGGUGGGAUUGAGUUAGUUCUUCUGGCAGUGAUGGCCUAUGACCGCUAUGUGGCUGUGUGUGACCCCCUGAGAUACUUGGUCGUCAUGCAUGGAGGGCUCUGUAAGUUGGCUAUCACAUCCUGGGUCAGUGCCUCUGUCAGCUCUCUCAUGCAGACCACCAUCACCUUUCAGUUGUCCAUGCACAACAAGUAUAUUGAUCACACAUCCUGCGAACUCCUAGCUGUGGUCAGGCUGGCCUGUGUGGACACCUCCUCCAGUGAGAUCGCAGUCAUGGUUUCUAGUAUUGUUCUGCUGAUGACACCUUUCUGCUUGGUUCUCUUGUCCUACAUCCAGAUCAUCUCCACCACCCUAAAGAUCCAGUCCACAGAGGGGAGAAAGGAAGCCUUCCACACCUGUGCCUCUCACCUCGCAGUAGUUGUCGUGUGCUGUGGCGUGGCCCUUUUCACUUACAUCCAGCCACGCUCCAGCCCUUCUGUCUUUCAGGAGAAGUCGAUCUCUCUCUUCUGUGCCAUUUUGACACCCAUGCUGAACCCCAUGAUUUACAGUCUGAGGAAUAAGGAGGUGAAGGGGGCCUUUCAGAAACUACUAGGGCAGUUAUCUGGAUUAACGUCAAAACUGGCAACUCGAUGA
Messenger RNA from Globicephala melas (long-finned pilot whale), 960 nucleotides. Its product is annotated as olfactory receptor-like protein OLF3. Gene Ontology annotation, biological process: detection of chemical stimulus involved in sensory perception of smell; G protein-coupled receptor signaling pathway. The record is from RefSeq and is a predicted model, not a curated record. Gene Ontology annotation, molecular function: G protein-coupled receptor activity; olfactory receptor activity. Gene Ontology annotation, cellular component: plasma membrane. Lineage: Eukaryota; Metazoa; Chordata; Mammalia; Artiodactyla; Delphinidae.